AUGACGAACACUACGAAGUCAAGCGCAAGUGAGAAUGUUUCAUAUGCACAAAAACUCAUGCCAUCGACGAGCGAUACACAAAAAGCUCAAAACCAACAUCAGUCUAAUAAUAUCCCAACAAAAAAAAGCCCAGGUACCCAAAGACAAAUUAUUAACAUCGAACAAGUGAACUCAGCUGUGGAAAGUGCAAUGAACUCUGAGAAAAUAAACAAUGAAUAUCAAAUUGAACCCAAUAAACCCAUCAUUGGGGCGAGUAGAAACAGAUCGUUUUUCGAGACCCUUCCAACAUUGGGGUACAUUCACAUUAGCCGAAUUCACCCUGAUAUGACAGCAGUCGAUCUCAGCAAAUUUCUAAAAGAAACAGCACCUCAAAUCCGAGCAAAGAAGUCUGGGUGUACAUCACUUCUUAAGGCAUUGUCCGCUAUUCACGUAAAAAUGUCCAAAUCUAAUGAAGAUAUUUAUAGAUUAUUGGAAACAUUAACAACACAAAACUCUGAAAUAGUUAAUCAAAAUACUGAAAUUAAAGAAGAAGUACAGAAAAUAAACUGCAACAUUCAUGAAAUAAAAGGAGAAAUAGAAAGAUUGCAUGUCAAGAACAAUUUACUGGAAGAAGAUAACAAGAAUCUGAGAAAUAGAUUGGACAUACUAGAAAAAAAAGCAAAGAAAUUCAAUUUGGUUAUUUACGGCAUACCAGAAGAAGAAGAUAACUUGAUUGCAGUAGAAAAACUGGUUACAGAAAAGCUUUCCCUGGAUUGUAACAAAGGAGAUAUAAGAGAUUCAUACAGAAUUGGCAAAGUAAUUUCGAGUAAACCUAGACCAUUAGUGACGGAGUUUGUCAGAUAUUCUUUGAAAACAGAAAUUCUAGCAAAAGCUAGAAUUUUGGAGAAAGGGAGUGGUAUUUUCAUUUCCAACGAUUAUUCACCAGCAGAAUAUAAUAAGAGAAAAGUGCUUCAUCAACAUCUUAAAGCUGCAAGAGAAAAACACAAUUCUGCUUAUAUCAAAAAUAAUAUUCUUUUCGUGAAUGGUGAAAGUUUUUCAUUUGAGGAUCUAGAAAACUCAAACCCUCACAAACCCACCGGCCCAAAUAAAAAUCUGGAAGCAUCCCAAAGGAUAGAAAAAGUCAACCCCACGGCAGUUCAGAAUACAAAGACUGGAACCAAACCAAAAGUUUCAGUCAAUCAGUCAAAUAAAUCACUAAUCAAGACUCGAUCAAACUCCAUCUCUACAAAAUAGUUGAUCAUUGCAUUUUUCAUACUGAUAUACGUAUUGCACAUUUGAUUACUGUUGUUUUAAAUAUUGUUAUUAUAAAUAUAAUAAUAAUUAUUAUUAUUAUUA
Phaedon cochleariae (mustard beetle) is the source of this 1335-nucleotide messenger RNA. The record is from the annotation of a GenBank genome assembly. NCBI's taxonomy places the organism in Eukaryota, Metazoa, Arthropoda, Insecta, Coleoptera, Chrysomelidae.